This is a messenger RNA of Lepisosteus oculatus (spotted gar), 7731 nucleotides long. RefSeq names its product protocadherin 17 (gene pcdh17). NCBI's taxonomy places the organism in Eukaryota, Metazoa, Chordata, Actinopteri, Semionotiformes, Lepisosteidae. The record is from RefSeq and is a predicted model, not a curated record. Gene Ontology annotation, cellular component: plasma membrane. Gene Ontology annotation, biological process: homophilic cell-cell adhesion. Gene Ontology annotation, molecular function: calcium ion binding.
UAGUCAGCGAGAGGCAUUGAGAGGGAGCUGGAGGUGUGUGGUGUGUAAAAUUGUAAUCCCACCGUUUUCAACUGUUGAUGUAAAACGGAAGAUCCUCAGAUCGUGUUGAGUUCCGUUUUUUAAAAUAUGUAAAAACCGGACCUUUGACUUUAUCUUUUAUACGGUAUACACUGGACUAAUUAAAAGAACAAGGGCAAAUGCAAACAGAUCUUUUAUUCUGCAUCAUUGCAGCAUGCAAGACAUUGAAGACUGAUUACAAUGUUAAUAUCCGUUCUGGAUCUAUAUUUUCUAUCUGGAUCUUCACACUCUAAUAAGCAUUCUUCAGGGGAAUUUGGUGACUCACUGAAGACACCGUGAGCCGAGGCGAGCUAUUGCAUUAUAAUCAGAGAGAAAUUGAGAGAGCUCUCCUCAUUGAUAUUACAAGCAGUACUUUCUGGACCAGUUUACUUGCAUAUACAGUAGUGUGCACUGAGUCUUCUGGCUUUCUAGUUUCUAAGAAGAUAUAGGUUCACAAGGAGAAAGAAGGGAAGCAACCUGUUAAUCAGAAGCAAACAAAUACUUGGAAGAGCACAAGCACUACAGCUAUUUCUUCUUGUGGAAACCGGCUUCCCAUUACACCACAGAUGUUUCUGGGCGUUCAGAAGAACAGGAGAGCGUUUCAUUUAAAUUCUAAAGGUGUACAACAUCACCGUUUGUAAUUAAAAAAACAACAACAAAACGAAGCUAUUUUCCUAUCGCAAAGCAAAGAUACAAAUAUAUAUAUAUAUUGCAGUGAGCAGAACUAUCUGACCGAUGAUAAUUACAUUGAAGAUUUGCAAUUUUGCUGAGCAGAUCAACAGGUCUGAAACUUAAAGCAUAUCUCAAAUAAUAAGCGAACACAUCGCAGGGGGAUGUAUCUUUCUGUUUUCUUUUUCCUUCUUCUUUGGGCUCAAGCCCUGACAUUGAAAAACUUAAAUUACUCUGUCCCGGAGGAGCAGGGACCUGGCACCGUGAUUGGGAACAUUGCCAAAGACGCCAGGCUCGGAGUUGGAGAAAGAAGCAAGAAACCCAGCUUUCGCGUUUUAGAAAAUUCAGCCCCUCAUCUUAUUGAUGUGGAUCCUGAAAGCGGACUGCUAUAUACUAAGCAGAGAAUCGACAGGGAAACACUGUGUCGACGAAACCCCAAGUGCCAGCUCUCUUUGGAGGUGUUUGCGAACGAUAAAGAGAUCUGUAUGAUUAAAGUGGAAAUCCAGGACAUAAACGAUAAUUCUCCCAGCUUCCCAUCCGAUCAGAUCGAUAUUGACAUUUCUGAGAACGCAGCCCCUGGGACACGCUUCCCACUAACAAGCGCACACGACCCUGACUCAGGGGAAAAUGGGUUAAAGACAUACCAGAUCACCCGAGACGAUUACAAUAUAUUUUCCCUGGAUGUGAAAUCGAGAGGAGAUGGGACUAAAUUUCCUGAAUUAGUUAUUCAGAGACCUUUAGACAGGGAGGAACAGAGCCAUCAUACCCUAAUAUUAACAGCUUUGGAUGGGGGCGAGUAUCCAAGAUCAGGAACUGUGCAAAUCAAUGUUAAAGUUAUUGAUUCUAAUGACAACAGUCCAGUGUUUGAACAGCCCUCCUAUACUGUAGAGAUCCCUGAAAACGCACCCUUAGGCACAGUAUUGAUAGAUUUAAAUGCUACAGAUCCAGAUGAAGGAAGCAACGGACAAGUGGUUUAUUCAUUUGGUGGAUAUGCACCAGACAAGAUCCGUGAGCUUUUCUCUAUUGACCCCAAAACUGGUGUUAUAAAGAUCCAGGGUGAAAUUGAUUAUGAAGAAAAUGGAAUUAUUGAAAUUGAUGUUCAAGCUAAAGAUCUGGGGCCCAAUCCCAUUCCUGGCCACUGUAAAGUCACUGUAAAAGUAGUUGAUAAAAAUGACAAUUCACCCAUCAUAGGCUUUGUUUCUGUCCGGCAGGGAGCCAUAAGUGAAGCAGCCCCUCCAGGUACUGUCAUUGCACUGGUGAGAGUAACUGACAAAGAUGCGGGGAGAAAUGGACAGCUCCAGUGUCGAGUGGUGGGCAAUGUGCCUUUCAAACUGGAAGAAAACUAUGAUAAUUUUUACACUGUAAUUACAGACAGACCUUUAGAUAGAGAGGUUCAGGAUGAGUACAAUGUGACAAUAGUGGCCAAAGACAGUGGGAUCCCAUCUUUGAAUUCUACCAAAUCUUUUACAGUGAAAAUCUUAGAUGAAAAUGACAACGCACCACAUUUUACCAAGCCCGUUUAUCUUCUGCAGGUGCCUGAAAAUAACAUCCCAGGGGAGUAUCUAGGGUCAGUAUUGGCCCACGAUCCAGAUUUGGGUCAAAAUGGCACUGUUUCUUAUUCUAUUUUACCAUCACAUGUAGGAGAUGUGUCAAUUUACACGUACGUGUCUGUGAAUCCCACAAAUGGUGCCAUAUAUGCUUUAAGAUCUUUUAACUAUGAGCAAACUAAGUUUUUUGAGUUUAAAGUUUUGGCAAAAGACUCAGGGUCUCCUCAUUUGGAAAGUAAUGCAACAGUUAAGGUCAGUGUUUUAGAUGUGAACGAUAAUGCACCGGUCAUUGUUUUACCCCUGCUGCAAAAUGACACUGCGGAACUUCAUGUGCCCCGUAAUGUUGGGGUGGGACACAUUGUGACCACUGUAAGGGCAGUGGACAAUGAUUAUGGAGAAAGUGGCCGGCUGACUUAUGAGAUUACUGAUGGAAAUGAAGAACACCUCUUUGAGAUGGAUUCAGUCACUGGAGAGGUCAGGACAGUCCACCCUUUCUGGGAAGAGGUUGCCCCAGUUGUGGAGCUUAUAGUUAAAGUGACUGACCAUGGAAAGCCCACCCUUUCUGCUGUAGCAAAACUGAUAAUCAAGGCUCAUUCUGGAUCUCUGCCAGAGGGAGAGCCCAGAAUAAAUGAGGAGCAGCGUCACUGGGACAUGUCUUUGCCUUUGAUUGUCACCCUGAGUAUUAUUUCCAUUAUCCUUCUUGCAGCUAUGAUUACCAUAGCUGUAAAGUGCAAACGAGAAAACAAAGAGAUCAGGACUUACAACUGCAGGAUUGCUGAGUAUUCUCAUCCACAACUGGGCAAGAGCAAAAAGAAGAAGAUUAAUAAGAAUGACAUCAUGCUGGUGCAAAGCGAGGUCGAAGAGAGGGAUGCCAUGAAUGUCAUGAAUGUGGUGAGCAGUCCUUCACUUGCAACUUCCCCCAUGUACUUUGAUUACCAGACAAGACUACCCCUCAGCUCUCCUAGGUCAGAGGUCAUGUAUCUCAAGCCCACCUCUAACAACUUGACUGUUCCUCAAGGGCAUGUUGGCUGUCAUACCAGCUUCACAGGGCCUGCAACUAAUACAACUGAGACUCCAGUAAAUAGGAUGUCAAUUAUUCAGGGACCAGCAAGAGGAAAUGAAUGCCACUGGCAUUUAGUUCACUCCAUUAAGACAGACAAUUUUCCCGCAGAGCCCAAUUACAUGGGCAGCAGGCAGCAGUUUGUUCAAAGCAGCUCCACAUUCAAGGACCCUGAACGUGCAAGCCUUAGAGACAGUGGGCAUGGGGACAGUGACCAGGCUGAUAGUGACCAGGACACCAAUAAAGGCUCCUGCUGUGAUAUGUCAGCUAAGGAGGCCCUGAAGAUGAAAGCAACUUCAGUUAAGCCCCAACCUCUUGAGCAGGAGCAAGAAGAGUGCGUUAAUUGCACGGAUGAGUGUCGAGUACUAGGACAUUCUGACAGGUGCUGGAUGCCACAGUUCCCCACAGCAAACCAGGCAGAAAGCGCAGAUUAUCGCACAAACCUUUUUGUACCAGCAGGAAUGGAAGCAACAGUGGAGACAGAAACUUAUGAAACUGUAAACCCCAAUGGAAAAAAGACUUUCUGCACAUUUGGGAAAGAGAAGAGAGAUCACACCAUCCUUGUUGCCAACGUCAAACCUUAUUUAAAAGCCAAGCGUGCUUUGAGCCCUUUAUUGCAAGAGGUGCCCUCUGCUUCAAACAGCCCCAGCAAAAUGUGUAUUCCUGCAUGCACAUCAACAAAGGGACUUAUAGAAGGCUGUGAAGGUAAAUCUGGCAACUUCGCAGAAACUAGCAACCAGUACAUUUCACCAAAUAAACAAUUGAAAGACUCCCCAUACCUUCUGUCUGAUCCCAUGGCUAAAGUCCUUGCUGAUGUGCAUUCAAGAGUAAGUCGAGAUUCGAAUGAGAUGGACUGUGUAUUGGAGCAGUUAGAUCAGUCCAAUCCAGAAUUAAACCGUGAGGGCAUGGAUGCUGAACAAGUUGUACGCGAAAUUGACAAGCUGUUACAGGACUGUCGGGGAAGUGAAGCAGCAUCGGUGAGAAAGUGAAAAAAACAACAACAAUGAUGACAACAGAAAAGAAACAAAGAAUAAAAUACACACUGACAAUUGCAAUGCAUCUUCUUAAGAAAGUGGAGGUGGCUUUAAAGGGAUGUGUCCUGAGACGGAUCCCUGAAGUGACUGAAGAUGCUGCUUCUGGCUUCUAGUAAGCAUUUCAAGUGCCCACCGACUCAUACCUUUUCACUGCAGUUUUGUCCUUCUUAAGGAUCACCAAUUCACAGCUGGGGAAGGUGGGGGAGAGCUGAAGACAUCUGUACUGACAAGAUGGGUGACAGAAUGUUAAGACAAUCAGAUAGAAACCAAUAGGUGGACUCUGUACCCACUUGGUCUAACUGAGGAGAAGAACAGACAAAUUACAAAGGAUUUCACUGUAUCAUUGUGGAAGUGCAAAAGAAGAUCUUUAUAGUUGGAGGGUUGGGGGGAGGGCUGGGAGAAAACUUUCGCAGAUCUUCACAUUCCAUCAGCAAUCACUUGUGUAAACUGUACUCCCUUAUAUUUAUCUGCUGCAUAGUACAUUCCAAAUUGAUGAAGCAGUACAAUAUACCCUGCUCAUUGUGUGAACUCCUCAUUCUUUAUAAAUUCCCAAUCUUUUCAUGUAAAGUAAUGUCCACUUGUCGAACAUCCCCUGUGACACACAUAAUCCUGUAUAUUAGGGACAUUCUUCUUCUACUGUGAAAGAUAUAUAUACUUAUGGGUAGUGUCCAGAUAAUAACAGAAUAUUUAUAAUUUUUUUUAAAAAAAAACAACGUUAAAAUGCUAAAGUGCAGUUAAUUGUGAAAUAUUUAUUUAUGAACAGCAGAGGACACUGCAAAGGCUCUUAAAAGGAAAUGUCCCUUCACAUUAUCACUAUACACAAUAUCUUUUAAUGUGAAAGUGUAUCGAAUUUAAUGUGUUUACAUCAAAUUACAUAUUUUUAUUGAUUUAUUGCAAUUUCUGUGCAUAUGAGCCAAAUUGUUAAGUGUAUAAGAGCUAUAUUGUGUAUUUUAUUAAAAUUAAUAUAUAGUUGUGUUGCAAUAUACUUGGGCUUAUAUUGUAUUUGGCAACUGUUGCCUUAGUAGCUGUCGAACUCUAUGAGUUUAAUUUCAUUUUUGUCUGCUCCCUUUUCCCCUCAGGAGUGGGUAGCAGUGCCUCAGAGCAAAGUCUCUUGUUUAUCAUUUGGUCAAAAAGUACUAGGAUACAUAAACUGUUCAAAGCUUCAUGAGCCAGCUAAUAAAAAAGCAACAACCAUAUGUUACAUUUCCUAAGCUGAAAUAUCUUUACCAAGGCAGCUAGAAUAUAUAUGUAGUUAUUUUUUUUAAAGAAAAACUUGGCAUUUUUACUACAGAAUUGUUUCAUUACAAAAUAAUAAAAGCUGCCUUACUAACAUUAGAAAUAAAAGAUAAAAUCUUAAUAUAACUGUAGUGCUCUUAUCUAUUGAGGACAUUUAACAGUCCACAUGAGAAUGUGCAGUACAGUUUUUUUUAUUGUUUUAUAGGACCAAAAAGGUUCCUUUUGAGCAGUUUAUGUAUUAUCUGUGUUUUCUGUGUGUAUUACAUUGUUAUUUUCACCAGAAAUCUCUAAGACUAACCAAACUUGAUAACUGAAAUUCCAUUUUACUUUUUUAAAAAAAAAUAAAGCACUGUUGUAGCAGUAGAAGCAGGGUUUAAUAUGUAUGUUCAGGGCUUAUAAUGUGAAUUAAGGCUUUUAACAAGACACAUUCAGAUCGUAGCUUUCUACAAUUUAAAAAUGAUUACAAUGAUUACAAUAUUAAAAGAAAUGUAAGAGAAACAUAUGGAAAGCUGUCAACACAGUAGUGCAGUGAUGAUUUUUCUAUACUGAGAUAAGAGGAAAUUGAAUCUAUAAAAAGAUGUUGGCCUAAAAAUGAAGUUAUGUGAAAAGUAAUGCUGCACUUACACUGGCAUAAGGGCAACCAUAGGCUAUUGCUUAAGAAUAUGGGUCAGACAUUGUUUAGCCAUGCCUUGUCCAUUCAUUUGUCAAAAUGAACCAACAUCCUUAGCAUAGAGAUCCUGAAACUGCCAAAGUUUUAUUGAUUUUAAUCAUCCAUUCUUAGAAGGAUUGAGUUCCGUUAAGUCCUGUUCCACAAAGCCUGGGAGCUAAGGAUAAAGUAAAACAUACAAUGUUUCUGAAUGAAUUGAAAGUAUCAAAUUGAAAAUCUUUUAAUAUUUAAAGUUUUCAGAACCAAUUUUUCACCAUACCAACAGCCAGGGAAUUGCAUUCUCUGACUAAUUUUAUAUAUAAAACUCAAAGGAACACGUUGCAACUUGUUUUUCCAACAUAGUAGUAGUAGUAUUGAACUACUAGAGAUGCAUUUUGGAAAGAGGAUACUUUGUGCUCAUUACUAAAUGAGAUUUUACAAAAGCCAGACAGGUUUGACAGGCCUGACAUGCUCUAUAUGUUACUGAGAACGGCUCAGAAACAACAACAAAAAGGAAACAGACUGUGUGGUGAGUGCUUAUGAUCACGUCUCUGCUAAACGAGGACUUAUGUCUGACAGUUUUCUUUCUUUUUUUCUAUCAUCAGACCAAAACUAAAUUCUUCUGUUUUAACAAAUAAAAACCUAAGAAAACAAGCUAGAACCAGAAUCAAGAAAGACUGUUUUUUAAGCAAAAUUUCUCUCUUUGACAUUUUUUAUGCAUGUCUGUCAUUGCAAGUGAUUUUCCUUGUUGGCAAAUAGUGGGCAAAAUGCCCAUCUAAUUCAUUUACUGUGGAAUGAGCAGUUUGCCCACAGUUUACCCACAGGGAGAAUAGGGGCAUACUGCAAUUGUUCAAUGUCAACAAUGAAUAAUAUUAUUCACAGGGUUUUUACAGUGACUUUAAAAAUAAAAGUUGGCAUUCAAACAUUGAGAGUUAUGUUAAUCAGAACAAAUGACCAAAACUUUUUAGACUUUGCUUAUGUCCUGUAGGCCUGUAAUCAGAAUUAGUCCUCUGAAAACUAACUGUGUUUCUAUGCAUAUGUGUGACAUGCUUUAUUAUUGCUGACUUUCAAGCUGUUUGUUGUCUAAUGGAGUAUAACUUGCUGAGGUCAACAAGUAGUUUGAAAUCUAGCAUAAUGUACACCUACUCAUUAUUGUCUAAUUACAUUCUUUUGGCAUCAGGCAGGAUUAAUUGGUGCAUUAGUCAGAAGGGAAUUUCGGCUAUCAAAGUUUGUUGAUUUGGAGUGUAAUUGAAUGAAACCUGAUUGAGGUCCUGACUCUUCCAGCCCCUAUUGGUCCAUGGGCUGGUGUUCAACAUUUAUCAGCCCCUGUCACCCCAUAGGGCUCUAAGCUACACCAGGCAGCUGGUGAAAAGAAAAGAGACAUACAUUGUAUGGAUUAUCUCAACCGCUAUUGUCUAAUGGCUGUGUUUAAUGUGAUCUAUCUGGAAAAUGAAGACUAUGAAUAAAAAGCAAUUACUAAUA